GACACACACGUUACGCACACGCUUUCCCUUAGCUGUGCUUUUGUGUUUUGUCAGAAUUAAUGAGAAAAGUUCCCUUGCCCUAGGGGUAAUUAGUGUCCUUGGAGUUAAAUAAGCUAAUACUUAGACACCUCUGGCACAAGCAAUUAUGUUUGUGUAUUGAAUAAUUGAUUCAAAGAGGGGGGAAGGGCUGCUAAUCAGAUCUGAGCAUAAUGAAUUGAUUUAAUUAACAGGGGAAUCCGAGGCUCGGUGGAAACUGCGCACAUUUAUUCAGUAGCAGCAGCAGCAGUGGCAGCAGUAGCACGGGCGAACACAUAGAGCAGGACGAAAGAGGGAAGGAGACACACGCUUUUAGCACUUGUCACAUUUGCAAUUGGAUUUGUUGUGAGUACAGUUGGCUGUUCGGGAGCAAAUGAGAACCAGAGAGCAGCGAAUUAACUGCGAGAGAGUCGUUUGAGUCUGUUGCGUCCGCGCGCCGCCGACACUGUUGUAGCUACAUUUAUAUCGCUUUACAUUGUUUUGCCUUUUCUUUUUCACUCGCAUGGAAUUGAUCAAGAGCCAGCAGCGCGGUUAUACGGCUGUGUGUUUGACUUCGCCAGGGUUCGUUCCGUGGCGUGCGUCGCUCUAGAUCUAUCGCAUGAAUUAUUGUUGAUAGUAAGAGGAAGGGAAAACGUGCACACGCCAGAUCUUUACAUUUUUCCUCGGUGUUGGUUGGCUGAUCGAGGCGUAGUCUAGUAGUCAGCCAGCCGCGCGUUUCAAAGCCAUUUCCAGGAGCAGCGUAGAGCGGAGCGAGAGGACCACGGAUCGCCCGGGGAAGGACUCCUCGUUCCUCAGGACGAUGGUGCUGGACAAGGAAGAGGGUGUGCCCAUGCUCUCCGUCCAGCCCAAAGGGAAACAGAAGGGAUGUGCUGGCUGCAAUCGCAAGAUUAAAGACCGCUACCUGCUCAAGGCCCUGGACAAAUACUGGCACGAGGACUGCCUGAAAUGUGCCUGCUGCGACUGCCGCCUGGGGGAGGUGGGCUCCACCCUGUACACCAAAGCCAACCUCAUCCUGUGUCGCAGGGACUACCUGAGGCUCUUCGGUACAACAGGGAACUGUGCAGCCUGCAGUAAACUCAUCCCCGCCUUUGAAAUGGUGAUGAGAGCCCGAGAUAAUGUUUACCAUUUGGACUGUUUUGCCUGUCAGCUUUGUAACCAGAGGUUUUGUGUGGGCGACAAGUUUUUCCUAAAGAACAACAUGAUUUUGUGUCAAAUGGACUAUGAGGAGGGUCAGCUGAACGGGAGCUUCGAGACACAGGUGCAAUAGUGGGACCACACUCCACUCUCCACUCAUCGUGCUGCACUUGGAAUAGACAAGCGUUGGUCUGCUUGCCUGCAAUACUUUUGGAGAAGAGCCCUUUAUCGGUCCCUGAGGACUCUAUUGUAAAUGUUUUGGCCCCUCCCACACCCCAACACUGAGCAGUUACUAAUUUCGAUGUACAGUUGUGCCUGCUUUGCUGAGCACCGUAUUGCUUGUAUGUUUUUGUGAAGUUUGUUUAAGAUUUGUUUUAUUCUUUCUGACUAGGGUCACUGGAGGGUAUGUACAGUCAGUUUUCUCUGUAUAUAUAAACUGGAACUUUAUUUUAUGAAAUGUAAUGCAAUUUUAUUACUAGUGUGAAUUAAAAGAUUCUUAAAUGUU
This is a messenger RNA of Boleophthalmus pectinirostris (great blue-spotted mudskipper), 1675 nucleotides long. It is a transcript of the gene lmo1, whose product is annotated as LIM domain only 1. The transcript is spliced from 4 exons. The record is from RefSeq and is a predicted model, not a curated record. NCBI's taxonomy places the organism in Eukaryota, Metazoa, Chordata, Actinopteri, Gobiiformes, Gobiidae. Bases 836 to 1303 code for a protein of 155 amino acids. Gene Ontology annotation, molecular function: transcription coactivator activity; DNA-binding transcription factor binding. Gene Ontology annotation, biological process: positive regulation of transcription by RNA polymerase II. Gene Ontology annotation, cellular component: nucleus.